AUGACCUUCAAGCAUCCCUUGGACCAGUUGAGCGCCGAUGAAGUCAAUGUUGCUCGACAGGCCGUCCUCGACGCCCGCAAAGCUGCCAUUCUCUUCCGCAACAUCUUCACUGUUGAGCCCGCCAAGGCCGAGCUGGUCAAGUUCCUCGCCGCCGAGCAUGCAGGAACUCUUACCUCCGAGACCCCCCGACCUCCUCGCCAGGCUCGUGUUCAGUACGACGUGGUCUUCGAGGACCGGAGCCAUGAGUACAUGGAAUCAGUGAUCGAUGUCGCCUCGGGCAAGGAAGUCGAGCACAGACGGGUGCCUCCAACUUCGCAACAAUCCCUGACAGUGGAUGAGUUUAGGGAGUUCAACGAGGUGUGCGUGGAAUCAGAGAUGUUUAAAAGGGCUAUCAAAGAGCUCAACCUCGACGAGAAGUUCGAGGUCGCUAUCGAUCCAUGGCCUUAUGGCGGCCCAGACGUCGGCGAGGUCGCCCCAAGGCAAGUGUAUACUCAAGGUCUAUGCUUCGCCAAACUACGAAAUGGCAACCCCGAUAGCAAUCAUUAUGGGUUCCCUCUGCCCAUCAUUCCAGUGAUGGAUACCUACAAGAAGGAAAUUGUUCGGAUUGAACGUCUUGCCACCGGCGGUACCGAGGAUGGCCUCAACUAUGGCACAACCGGCCAAAAUGUCCUGGAACAUUGUAAACCGGCUGAAUACGUUCCCGAACUGCUGGAUACCCCGCUUCGCAAAGACGUGAAACCCUUGAACGUGGUCCAGCCCGAUGGGCCAUCAUUCACUGUGAGCGAUGACUCUUUGAUCGAGUGGCAAAAAUGGAGGUUUCGAGUUGGAUUCACUCCUCGUGAGUGUGCCGUCCUUCAUGACAUCCACUACGACGGUCGAAGCGUGCUCUAUCGCUUGAGCUUGUCCGAGAUGACUGUUCCCUACGGUGAUCCUCGACCGCCGUUUCAGCGGAAGCAGGCUUUCGAUUUUGGAGACGCUGGCGCAGGUAGAGCUGCAAACAAUCUUGCGCUUGGCUGUGACUGUCUGGGUGCCAUCAAGUAUAUUGACGCAAUGCUCGUGGACUCGGAAGGCAAGCCCUCGGUGUCGAAAAACGUCGUGUGUAUCCACGAGCAAGAUAAUGGAAUUGGUUGGAAACACACCAACUUCAGAACCAAUCGAGCAGUGGUGACGAGACUGCGAGAACUGGUCGUUCAGUUCAUCAUUACACUGGCAAACUACGAAUACAUCUUUGCCUACAAGUUUGAUCAGGCCGGAGGCAUCACGAUAGAGACCCGAGCCACCGGAAUUGUCUCGGUGGUCAACAUUGACCCUGACAAGGUGAGCCCUUAUGGCAACGUCGUAUCACCUGGCGCCCUCGCCCAAAAUCACCAGCAUAUUUUUGCCGUCCGGAUCGAUCCGGCCAUCGAUGGCCAUUCCAACACCAUUCUCACCGAAGAAUCCCUACCGAUUCCCAUGAACCCGAAGACGAAUCCGCACGGCAAUGGCUACGAAAUCGUCCGUAAGCCUGUCACCAAGUCGACAUCGAUUCACGCCUCUCCUUUCACAAACCUGACCAUCAAAAUGACCAAUCCUAACAAGGUCAAUCCUGUCUCGAAACGACCUGUCUCAUACAAGUUUAUUCCCACGCCGUCCCAAUUGAUCCUCGCAGACCCCGAGUCGGUUGUCGCCAAGCGAGCAGCGUACGCCCACCACCACGUAUGGGUCACCAAAUACCGGGACAAUGAACUUUUCGCAGCAGGAGAAUUCACGAAUCAAUCACAGCUCGAGGUAGGUGGAGUGGCGGACAUGGCUGCGCGCAACGACGACGUGGAAAACGACGACGUUGUCGUCUGGAACGUGUUUGGUCUUACCCACAACCCGCGCGUAGAAGAUUGGCCUGUCAUGCCUGUGGAGAUUCACCAGGUCCAUUUGCGUCCGGCGGACUUUUUCGAGAGGAACCCUGCCCUCGACGUGCCUGGCAACAAGAACAUCGCCAGCGUCGAGGUUGGAAGAGAGACAAACGGAGAAUGCUGUCACGCGAAUGGGAAUGGAGCCGUACAGGCCGAUCCGACCUCGCAUCUGCAAGGUACAGGAAGCACGCCUGUUGCGGCAGUCAACGGACACUAG
This is a messenger RNA of Fonsecaea nubica, 2106 nucleotides long. RefSeq lists its product as hypothetical. NCBI's taxonomy places the organism in Eukaryota, Fungi, Ascomycota, Eurotiomycetes, Chaetothyriales, Herpotrichiellaceae. Gene Ontology annotation, molecular function: quinone binding; primary methylamine oxidase activity; copper ion binding. Gene Ontology annotation, biological process: amine metabolic process. The record is from RefSeq and is a predicted model, not a curated record. The transcript is spliced from 4 exons. Bases 1 to 2106 code for a protein of 701 amino acids.